Molecule: messenger RNA, 325 nt
Organism: Staurois parvus
Lineage: Eukaryota; Metazoa; Chordata; Amphibia; Anura; Ranidae
Source: the annotation of a GenBank genome assembly
UCCACGGAAAGAGCCGAAGAUGUCGGGUCGGUCAUGUGAUCAGCUGUGUCCAAUCAGAGCUGAUCACAUGACAUGUACACUGAUCAUCAGAGCACUGAUGAUUAGUGUGCCCUGAUGAUCAGUGUAGCCCCAGCAGUGCCACCUGUCAGUGUCCAUCAGUGCCAGCUCUCAGUGCUCAUCCAUGCCACAUGCCAGUGCCCAUCAGUGCCAUAUCAGUGCCACAUAUCAGUGCCUACCAGUGCACAUCAAUGCCAAAUAUCAGUGCCCAUCUGAGCUGCCUUUCAGUGUCACCCGUCAGUGCCACCUAUCAAUGCCAAUCAGUGCA